Danaus chrysippus (African queen) is the source of this 2970-nucleotide messenger RNA. Lineage: Eukaryota; Metazoa; Arthropoda; Insecta; Lepidoptera; Nymphalidae. The record is from the annotation of a GenBank genome assembly.
AUGAAGAUUUAUACUAACGAGAAUAACACGGCUACAUUGAAGCUGCUCAUAGCGGCGAAGUUAGCUGGGAAAGAUGUUGAAUUGCUGAAAGGAAGUUACGAAGAAUCUCUAGGACCAGCUGUAUUACCUCGUCUGGAAGUCCAUGAGGAGCUCAGUUUCUUUAGCAGUAAUGCAGCAGUUCAAUAUCUAUUCCCUGUUCUAGAUCUCACACAGAACGGACAAUGUCUACAGAUGUUAGAAUGGGAAGCGACUCGUCUCUAUCCUGUCGUGUCAACUAUACUUACCUCUAAGAGUGUUUCAUCCGAGUUGAAGGAAGCUUUGAACACUUUAUUAUUGACGGUCAACAAUCUACUGGCUAAACAUCAGUAUAUACUUGGGGACAAACUGAGUGCUGUAGACAUAUCAAUAGUCAGCACAUUAUAUCCAUUGUGCUACACGGAUCUCAAGGAAACUUAUCUUAAAGAGUUCAGUAACGUUCUACGAUGGUCGGGAGAUAUCGGGAACUCUAAAGCCGUUCAGGAAGCUAUAAAACAGUGGGGUGGAUCCCCGAACAGCCCACCAUCAGUGCCAUCACUGCUCGGCAAUCCACAAGUCAUCAUACAAACACCCACCGGUUCCCCCGAUGAAGUACCAGAAAAAAUUUCAGCCGAGGAGUUGGAAAUGGCUAAAGACAACUUCCUCAACGGAAUUAAUAAACUACAGCCGCCGUUGAAAAGAGAAAAAGUCGUUCUACCAGUGAAGGAUCGCAAGAAUGUGUUAAUAACCUCAGCCCUGCCAUAUGUUAAUAAUGUACCACAUCUCGGAAACAUUAUUGGCUGUGUGCUCUCAGCGGAUAUAUUUGCCAGGUAUUGUCGUCUGUGCGGCUUCAACACUCUGUUUGUGUGUGGCACAGACGAGUAUGGAACGGCCACGGAGACUAAGGCUUUGGAGGAAGGCGUCACUCCUCGUGAGAUAUGUGAUAAGUACUUCACUAUCCACGACGCCGUGUACCGCUGGUUCAAUAUAGACUUUGAUUACUUUGGAAGAACCAGCACUGAACAACAGACAAGGAUAGCCCAGGACUUAUUCAAGAAGUUAAACGCCAAUGGGUUUGUGAGCAAGCAGACGGUUGAACAGCUGUAUUGUGAGAAGUGUGAGAGAUUCCUCGCUGACAGGUUCGUGGAGGGUACCUGUCCCCACCCCGGUUGUCUAUACGACAGCGCGCGCGGUGAUCAAUGCGAUAAAUGUGGGAAACUCAUUAACGCUGUAGAAUUACGUGAGGCGAGGUGUAAAGUAUGCUCAACCACGCCUACAAUAAGAAAUAGUGAUCAGCUGUUCAUAGAACUACCACAGUUAGAGCCCUCUCUUCGUUCGUGGGCUUCUCGAGCGGAGGUCGGCUGGUCUGGUCCGGCUAAAGCCGUACUUCGAGCGUGGAUGAGAGAUAAGUUGAGAUGUAGAGCGGUCACUAGGGACUUGAAGUGGGGGGUGCCGGUACCUAUAACCGGAUUUGAGAAUAAAGUAUUCUACGUGUGGUUCGACGCUCCUAUCGGUUAUCUCAGUAUAACGGAGUGUGCGACCGGGAACUAUGAGAAGUGGUGGAAAAGGUCGCCGGACUACGACGUGAAGCUUUACCAAUUCAUGGCCAAAGACAACGUUCCGUUCCACGUGAUCAUGUUCCCCGCUACAGUGAUAGGUGUUAACGAAGGUCAUCUACUAGUGGACCAUAUAUACGCCACAGAAUAUCUCAACUAUGAGGACACUAAGUUUUCCAAGUCACGCGGAGUUGGUGUAUUCGGCACGGACGCUCAGGACACAGGCAUACCGUCUGACGUGUGGCGUUUCUACCUGGCUAUGAUCAGACCUGAAACUUCUGACUCGAGUUUUAGUUGGACGGACCUCGCUACCAGGAACAAUUCUGAGUUACUCAACAACCUGGGUAACUUCUGUCACCGCAGCCUCAGCUUCUGUCACAGUUCGUUCACAGCGUCUGUUCCUGACGUACAUCUCACACACGCGGACCUCGAGGUUAUAGCUGGGGUCAAUAGAGAUGUUGAAGCGUAUGUUCAACACCUGGAGCGAGGUCGUCUGAGGGACGCGCUCCGUCACGUGCUGCGAGUGUCGCGCGCGGGAAACCUGUACAUGCAGGACACACAGCCGUGGGCGCUGCUGAAGGGAGACGAAAAGGACAGGGUGAAGGCUGCAACAACGAUAGCUGUCUGUUGUGAGCUGGUAGCUCUGCUGGCAGCCCUGCUAGCUCCAUACAUGCCCGACACGAGCAAACGCCUCUGUACACAACUGAACAUAGAUCAGAGCCAACUAAGGAUCAAUCCGACAUCGCCCUGUAUGGUGAGGUUCUUGGGUCCGGGUCAUAAGAUCAAUAAGCCCGAGCCUCUGUUCACUAAGAUAGAACAACAGACUGUCGAUGAACUGAGGAAGAAAUACGCGGGGACACAGAGUGACAGGGAGAAGUCUAACGGCGACAGCAAGAAAAUGAGUGUCGCUGAAUUAGAGGCAGCUAUAACUGCUCAGGGAGAAAAAGUUAGAAAAUUGAAAUCGUCUACAAAGGAUAAGGCUGUGUGGCAACCGGAAGUGGAUGUACUGCUGGCUCUGAAGAAACAGCUGACACUAACACAGACAGAGACAAAGACACAGACAAACACACACACUGACAGUGCAGCGGAUCUGGAAAAAGCCAUCGCUGAACAAGGCGAUAAAGUAAGAAAACUCAAAGCAUCGACUAAGGAUAAGAGUGUCUGGCAACCGGAGGUCAAUAAACUGUUGGAACUGAAGAAACAACUAGCGGAACAAACAAACAGACAGACGAAGAAUGACACGACUAGCGUGGAGACACUGGAGAAGGCUAUUGCUGAACAGGGUGAUAAAGUCAGAAAGCUAAAAGCAUCAACAAAGGACAAAUCAGUUUGGCAACCAGAGGUCAAUGUACUCUUAGACCUGAAAAAACAGCUGACAGCAUUACAAGCUAAUAAAUAA